This is a messenger RNA of Canis lupus familiaris (dog), 2188 nucleotides long. RefSeq names its product calcium binding protein, spermatid associated 1 (gene CABS1). The transcript has 5 exons. Gene Ontology annotation, molecular function: calcium ion binding. Lineage: Eukaryota; Metazoa; Chordata; Mammalia; Carnivora; Canidae. Gene Ontology annotation, cellular component: motile cilium; mitochondrial inner membrane. Gene Ontology annotation, biological process: spermatogenesis. The record is from RefSeq and is a predicted model, not a curated record. Bases 64 to 1254 code for a protein of 396 amino acids.
UGCCUAGGGAUACCACUGGGCCCAGGGAAAGACCUGUGAGUGUACAUAGUGCCAUUUUGUCCCAUGGCUGAAGAUGGUUUGCCAAAAAUUUAUUCUCAUCCUCCAACAGAAAGGGGUAAAACAACAACUGAAGCAACCAUUUUCUUUGGGGCUGACAACACCAUUCCGAAAUCAGAAAAAAACAUUACUUCGGAAGGAGACCACAUUACUCCAGUAAAUGACUAUACCCUGGAAAGUGAUUUCUCAACAACAGACAGCAAGCUUACAUCUCCAAAAGAAAAACUAAAAUCAGAAGAUAAUGUUGGCUCUCGUAUUAUUAAAUCAUCAACCCAUGUGGAAAAAGAAAUUGCUACACUGACAGGCACAGUAAACUCCAUAGCUAAUGACUCUAUUACUGAAAAUUUAAUUCCAGUGAAAAUUGAUAAUAUCUCAUCACCAGGCGCAACUGUUUCUUUAAUAGAUUUUUCCACUAACAUGGCAAAAGAAGAUAUUCUCUUGGAUACCACUGACCCAGCGAAUGAAGAUGUCUCAAUAACUUCUGAAGUCUCUGGCACAUUAAAGGAAGGCACCACCAGCAUUGCAGACACCCCUAAUCUUCCAGCUAAGAAGGAUAAGCCUGAUGAUAACAAUUAUAGUUCCUCAGUAAAAUCCAAUGUCACUGCUAAUGAGGCAGUCCAGAUCACCAACUCGUCUAUUCCUGAGGCUGAAAUCUCUACUGCUACUGAAAAAAAUUUCACUAUUCCAGACAUAACUGCCUUUACAGAAGAGAAAAUAACUGAAAUUGACUUAAGUCUUCCAGAGAAUGACCCCAAUCCUGUGCCUAAACUAACAGACUCUGAUGAGGAAAAGUUCAUCACUGUGUUUGAACUCACUACCACUGUAGAAAGAGACAAAGAUAACCCUGAAGAUAUUCUGCUAACCAAUGAAGAGUCUAUGGAUGAAGUCAAUGUUUGGAUGGAGAAAGAUAUCACAAAUGAAGCAGAGAACAAUCCCAUUUUGCUCACUGCUGUGGAAUCCAGAUAUGACUUUGUAAUCCCUACAUCAGUAGCUAUGAACCUCACGGAGGAUUCAUCUACCCUGACAAAUGAAGAUCUGUCUGAGAAUAAUGCAAUAGAAUUUGUAACUAAGGACAGCGAGCCACUUUCAGAAACUACCCCUGAUCCAGAUACCCUAAGUCAUGAGGAAGAUGCCUUUACAACUGAAAUGGGUGUCUUUAAGUUACUGAAAGAAGAACCAGAUGAGUUCCUGAUUUAAAAGCAGCAAAACAGAUGCCACACAGAAUUGAGCAACAAUUCUAGACAGCUAGUUUUAACAUCUAAGAAGCUUGCCCACCAAGCAAAAAUCUUAAUAAAUUAAAGAAAGUGAGCAUUUAAGCAUCAUCUUCUGCUGCCUACUUCUAGAAGACACUAAGACAUUAAAAUGAAGGUUCUCAUUUUGAUUGCUGUCAUCUUGACUUUCACUGCUUGUUUUUCGUCAGCUGAUGCACAUAAGCAAAAAAACUCCAGGUCUAGUGAAAGCUCCGAAGAAUAUUUUAAACUACCUAAACAAUUAAGGUCUAAGCUGUCAAGAAGAUAUUCUGCAAAAUUCCAACGAGCUCCUGGAAGUCCAUGUGGUCACUCUGUUCGUCAUGAACCCCCCAGAGGCCACCAUCCCCUCCACCUCCCUCACCAUCCUCACAUCCCACAUGAACCGUCACCCAGACCUACAUUGCCACCUGAGAACACUGUCUAUCCUAGUUCUCAAGCACCAUCAGCCCCUUUUAGGGCUCCUCCAACCAUAAUUUACACCACUGCCACUGUGCUGCCACCACCACUGCUUUCACUGUCUCUGCCCAAAACACUGAGAGUGUUGCAUCCAGCACUAACAGCUUCCAGUGCCCUCCAACCUGAGGACAUCACCAAUGCCCUUGAAGCUGACACUACUACCCCUGCCCCAGUAGCUGACACUACUACCCCUGCCCCAGUAGCUGACACUACUGCUGUCUAUCAGCAACAAGAGCCUCAGUGAAUUCCACAACUGUCCAAGAUUACAAAUGCACCAAAGCACAAGAAGACAAAGACAAACUAAGAUCCUGAAAGACUGAAUACUGAUAUAUUAUGAUCACCAUCUAUCACCAUUUUGAUUUUAACAAAAAUAUAGAAAAAAAUACAAAAAUAAAGGGAUGUGGGUUCUUAUUGUUUCUUCUUUA